Parathielavia appendiculata is the source of this 842-nucleotide messenger RNA. RefSeq lists its product as uncharacterized. The record is from RefSeq and is a predicted model, not a curated record. Lineage: Eukaryota; Fungi; Ascomycota; Sordariomycetes; Sordariales; Chaetomiaceae. The transcript has a single exon. Bases 293 to 646 code for a protein of 117 amino acids.
CUUUCAUGUCAGCCAUGUCAGCAAACACCACCCUACAUAUUCAGCAUUUAUCUUACCUCGAAUGCCGAGCCAAACGCCUCUGACAUACCGUAGCUAGACCAGUCGACUACAGACACCUGCUGUCUCACCCCGUUGUCGUCGCAGCGUAAAAGUUUCAACGUCCACCUCACCCAGGGGCGCCAACUUCAAGUUGGGUAGCAACCUGACAGAGACGCCGCCGCUGGUCGAACUCGACCGGACCCUGUACGAUUUGUACGGCCUGGAUGGCGGCGGCCCUGAUGAGGUCGCCCUGAUGCCCGCGCUGGUGCCGCCCAUCAGCCCCGUCUCGUCCGCCCUACCCAAGAGCAAGAAGUACCCUUUCCAGUCGCCCGCCCAGCCGAACCUGGACAAGGACCUGUUCACCCGCAUCUGCCUCGGCAACGCAGCGCAGAACCACGGCAUCGCGGCCGGGCCGAUGCGCCUGAUUGUCUUCGACAUCGACCCUCCCGAGUACGACGUGGCCAACGGGCUUGUCGAGUCGCCGCCAGCCCCGCGGACCGAUGCAGCUCGCGUCUCCGACUGUCUCGUCGAGGAGCAGCGGCCCAAGCUCUCGUUUGUCACUAACCCGGCUACCUUCUUGUUGUACACCAGCCUGUUGCUCUGGUAGUAGUGACGUCUAAUCGCGCAACGAUGUACUGGAAUAACCGCCCCGCCCUCACUCAGAUGUACUAGUAAUCUAAGGAACGGAUGGAUGGCUGCAUUAUGUGUAAUCUCGGCUCUUGAGGUGCCAGUGAUCACGGCACCCGGCAUGACUACAGGGCCGGGCCCUGUUGCCCGCUGUCCAUUAAGUAUAUUGUUGUCAG